Messenger RNA from Effrenium voratum, 855 nucleotides. Lineage: Eukaryota; Dinophyceae; Suessiales; Symbiodiniaceae. The record is from the annotation of a GenBank genome assembly.
AAGCCGGAGCGCAAGCUCCUCAUUUCCCAGGGAUCGUUUAUCAGGCAUCCAGUCAUAGAUUCUGACGGACGCAAAGGCGGCAGUGCUUCGCCAUGUCAUUUUUCUGGCAACUGCCAGAAAAGGAAGUGGAGGCCGACCUCCCGGAUCCCGGGGCUGAAGUUGAGGAGAAACUGAUUCAGGAAGCAGCAGCCAAGAGGCCGGGACUGCUUGCUCUGGCAGAGGACCAUGAGCCUAGCGUACAGUGGCCACCAGUGAAGCCCCUUCCGCCCGCAGAGGGCGACCGCAAGUCCGGCAGGACCCGCGGGGGUCGCGACCGCGAUCGGAGGAGGAGAGGUGGAGAGAAGGCAGAAGAGGCGAAGGAGCCCAAGGCUGAGGAUAGGCCAAAGAAGAGGGAAGAUGGGUGGUUACCCAAGGCAGAGUACGAGGCCAAGAAGCGCGAGGAGCGUGCACAGCGCCGAAAUGAGGCAGGCAAAGGAAAGGCCGGCUUCAAAGGAGAGGAGGGCAAAGGCUUCAAGGGCAAGGGCUUCAAGGGUGAUCACAGUCAGGCGGACAAGCCGACCGACCGGGGUAGCCGUGGUGGCAGAGGUGCUCGGGCUUGGGAGGAUCUGCCGCCAAGGCCGCCUCCACCGGAGGAGACCUCCGAAGCCAAGGCUCGGCGCCAGCGCGAGGACGCCGAGCUGACCACGCGCGACAAGCUCCGGAAUGCCACAACAGUGGUGGAGAUGCAAGAAGCCAUCGCCACGGCAAAGGAGCUGGGCCUGAAACUGGAAGCGAGUGUGGGCGAGCGCAAGCUUCAGCGGAUGCAGGGCGCAUGAGGUGAAGUGCUCCCAGCAUCUUUAGUACCAAAAAGUGUGG